Molecule: messenger RNA, 2046 nt
Organism: Brassica napus (rape)
Lineage: Eukaryota; Viridiplantae; Streptophyta; Magnoliopsida; Brassicales; Brassicaceae
Product: coiled-coil domain-containing protein 22-like
Exons: 6
Coding region: 321-1787 (488 amino acids)
Biological process (GO): positive regulation of ubiquitin-dependent protein catabolic process
Molecular function (GO): cullin family protein binding
Source: RefSeq, a predicted model, not a curated record
UUGUUUUUAUCUAAAAUUAUCAUAAAGUUAAGAAUACAGAGACCAAAAGGGGUGGGUUACCAACCUCAUCCCUAAACAAAAACUCCAGGAUAAACAAAAUCUCUGAUUGCUCUCUAGUAUCACUUUGAGCAAUGAAGGAUGCUCUUCUAUUAGGAAUUACCAAUAUAUAGGUGAGCAAUGAUUUAAAUAAGGAAGAAAAGGGUUUUAAACAUAAUUUAUUUUGUCACACGUCACAAGUGAUUGUUAGUGCGGGAAAACGGCGUCGUACGAAGGAUGGUUGACAAAAACAGAGAGUGUCCCUUUUCCUUGGGAAGGAAAGGAUGGAGGAGGAAUGUGGAGGAGAUAUAGUGAUGUCGACGUUGAUGGAAUCUGGGGUUUCGAUCCCUGGAGAUUUCUCCUCUGUGUCUCAGUUUACAUCGGAGGCUCUGACGUCGAUCUGCGCUCAGCUGCUUAAUCUGAUCGACCCAUCGGCGGCGGCGGCGAGUGAGAUGAAACCAGUAGUAGUAGUAGAUUCUCUUCCGGAAAGGUAUAUGAUGAUAUGCACCGAUAUAGCCCACUCCGUGAAGAACCUUGGCUACAUGGGCGACAUUAGUUAUCAUAAGUUUCUUCAUCCCUCUCAAGAUGACUCCUUUAGGUUGCUUACUUUCUUACUUGAGAGGCUUUCCAAUAAAAAGCAGCAAGGUCUCGAAGCUUCUCCUCUUCCUCCUGGUGGUGAUAUAGCUAGCAUGCCAAAGGUGGACGACACUUUCAGAGAUACUUCAGAUGAGACUUUUGAUAUGCAUUUACACAAGGUUGAAGCUGUCCUGAAAGAUCUUACCAUGACUAGCGAAAUCCCUCAGCCACCCAACUCUCAUGCUCAAAAUGCUUCAGCAGAUGGUUCUACCGCUGCUGAAUUCUUCUCACUGAGACAGUCAUCUGGAUAUGAACAACCUUCUUCUGUAGACCCGUCUGAGUCAGAGCAGCCAAAUUAUGAGACUGUUGAGUUACAGAACCAACAUAAUGUGCUCUUGGAGGAACUUGAAUCUGGAUCUUCAGAGCUAAGCAGUCUUGACAGUGAGUUGGAGUUGUUGAAUUUGGCUGCGGGGAUGCUGUUAUUGGAUGAAAAACAGCCUGGUGGGUUAUAUCAACAAGUAGCGGUCAAAAGGUGCAAUAUCAUGGAUCUGAAAAAACAAUGGGACGAUGUAAGGCUGACUUUGGAAGCUAAAAAGCUAUGUCUUUUGGACCAACUUCAUGUGGAGGAGGAGCCAGAGGCUAAAGACAAGUUCCAUAAGUUGAAAACGACUGAACUUGAUUUACAGUCUCUCUCAUCAGAAAUUCAAAAGAGGGAAGAGGAACGAUGUAAACUACAAACUGAACUUGAGAGGCAGCCAAAAGCAGCGCCACGGAAGUCUUAUAUCCAUGGGAUUAAAGAAAUAACGAAAAACAGCCGCAAACUGGAUAGUGACAUUCAGAGGAUUUCAGGGGAGACUAGGGAGCUACAAUUAGAGAGUAACUCCAUCCGAGAACGUUUGCACCGAUCAUAUGCUGUUGUGGAUGAGAUGGUUACAAGGGAGCUGAAGAAGGAUCCAGCCAUGCGACAGGUCUACAAGCUAGUGACGAGUAUCCACGGUAUUUUUGAGCAAAUCUCUGAAAAGAUCCUCAUGACUGAUCGGUUAAGAAGAGAAGCAGUUGACUAUGAGAAGAAGCUGGGUUCCAUCACAAGCCGGGGCAUGAGUCUGGAGAAAUUACAAGCCGACCUCGAUGCCAUCAGGCAAGAGAACCAAAGUCUUGAGAAACAACUGAAUUAAUGUGGUUUAUACUUCACUAUGAGGUUUGUAGAGUAUUCGAGGUUUAACAAAGAGCCAUCUGCUAGGGUGCUUUCAGGUUUUGAGUGUAUGUGUUUCAUAGAGAAUGAGUAAAAAGAUUUCUGAAUGCUAAAGAAAGACCAAAAGGUUAUUCAGCCAAGUCAUAUCUGAUAUAUGUUUGUAAGAGAAUACAAACUAAAGAAGAGACAUCAUCAGUUUCUAAUAACUAUUCCAUUGGGAUCAUCUUCCCAAACCUUCUUUA